AUGGCCGUCCGCGCUCGUUUCGAGAACUCGUCCGACAUCGGCGUCUUCGCGUCCCUCACCAACUCGUACUGCUUGACGAGCAUCUCGAGCGGCUCGACCAACUUCUACUCGACGUUCGAGGCCGAGCUCGGCGACGUCGUCCCCGUCGUCCAGACGUCGAUCGGCGGCACCCGCAUCAUCGGCCGCCUCGUGACGGGCAACCGCCACGGCCUCCUCGUCCCGCAGGGCACGACCGACCAGGAGCUGCAGCACCUGCGCAACUCGCUCCCGGAAACGGUCGCCAUCCAGCGCAUCGAGGAGCGCCUGUCGGCCCUCGGCAACAUCAUCGCCGCCAACGACUACGUCGCCCUCGUCCACCCCGACAUCGACCGCGAGACCGAGGAGAUCAUUGCCGACGUCCUCAAGGUCGAGGUCUUCCGCCAGACCAUCGCCGACAACGUCCUCGUCGGCUCGUACUGCCGGAUAAGCAACCAGGGCGCCCUCGUGCACCCCAAGACGAGCAUUCAGGACCAGGACGAGCUCUCGUCGCUCCUCCAGGUUCCCCUCGUCGCGGGCACGGUCAACCGCGGCUCGGACGUGAUCGGCGCGGGCAUGAUCGUCAACGACUGGACGGCCUUCACCGGCCUCGACACGACGGCGACCGAGGUGUCGGUCAUCGAGGCGGCGUUCAAGCUCGGCGGCCAGGACACGGGCCGGAUCGCCGGCAUGCGCGACACGCUCGUCGAGGGCUUCGCGUGA
Rhodotorula graminis WP1 is the source of this 738-nucleotide messenger RNA. RefSeq lists its product as uncharacterized. The transcript has 4 exons. Gene Ontology annotation, cellular component: cytosol; nucleolus; preribosome, large subunit precursor. Gene Ontology annotation, molecular function: ribosomal large subunit binding. Gene Ontology annotation, biological process: cytosolic ribosome assembly; maturation of 5.8S rRNA; assembly of large subunit precursor of preribosome. The record is from RefSeq and is a predicted model, not a curated record. NCBI's taxonomy places the organism in Eukaryota, Fungi, Basidiomycota, Microbotryomycetes, Sporidiobolales, Sporidiobolaceae. The coding region runs from base 1 to 738 and encodes 245 amino acids.